AUGUCUCAAGCCGGACCAUUCAACCGAGUGCAGACCGUUUCGCCACCUUUAAAGGGCUCAUUUCCACUGGAUCAUGAUGGAACAUGCAAGCUUGAAAUGCUGAAGUACAUGUGCUGUUUACAUGAGAACAAGCAUUUGAACCGUGAGUGCCGUGAUGUAGCAAAAGCAUACUUUCAAUGCCGAAUGGAUCAUGGCCUUAUGGAGAAGGACGAUUGGGAUCGCCUUGGCUAUGGAGAUAAGUAA
Haemonchus placei is the source of this 243-nucleotide messenger RNA. NCBI's taxonomy places the organism in Eukaryota, Metazoa, Nematoda, Chromadorea, Rhabditida, Trichostrongylidae. The record is from the annotation of a GenBank genome assembly.